Messenger RNA from Lactuca virosa, 1092 nucleotides. NCBI's taxonomy places the organism in Eukaryota, Viridiplantae, Streptophyta, Magnoliopsida, Asterales, Asteraceae. The record is from the annotation of a GenBank genome assembly.
AUGGAGAAGACUAUGGAACAAUCAAUGUACAUCAAGUUUAAGUCAAAGAAGUCAAAGCCACAUGUAAAUGGAAAAUCUCCUUCCACCAAUGCUACUCAAAUCACGAAAACAGAGAAAUCUUAUGAUGUUCAACUUGAAUUCAAACAUAGGAUCACUCAGUGCACGGUGUUGGAGGUUAAAGUGAUAGAAGGUCUUGGAGCAACCAUGGAUGUGGUAUUGGUUAAUGGUGUUCUUCAUGAAGGAGAUGAGAUUAUUGUUUGUGGCUUUCAGGUGGCAUUGAUAUUGUUCAGCUCCUUAACAGAGACAAUUGGUGAUUCUUUUCGACCAUAUUUUGCUGAUUUACAAGCACUUCUACUCAAGUGCCUACAAGAUGAGACUAGUAAUAAUGUUAGAGUGGCUGCCCUCAACUACAUCCCUAUCUUAUACACACAAAUUAAGUUUUGCGAAUUUAUCCCAAGCAUAUUAAAUGUUUCAAGACAAUGCCUUGCAUCUGGUGAUGAAGAUGUUGCAAUAAUUGCUUAUGAGAUAUUUGAUGAACUUAUUGAAUCUCCAGCACCCCUUCUUGGUGACUCAGUCAAAGCCAUAGUCAAAUUCUCUAUUGAAGUUUGCUCAAGUCCAAAUUUGGACUCCAGCACACGACAUCAGGCUAUUCAAAUCAUUUCAUGGCUUGCAAAGUUCAAAUCCAGUUCCCACAAUUCAUGGGCUGUAAGAGACCCUGAACAGGUUGUAAGAGGAGCUUCCUCUUUUGCAUUAGGUCAAUUUGCAGAGUAUUUGCAGCCUGAGAUUAUUUCACAUUAUGAAAGUGUUCUUCCUUGCAUUCUAAAUGGCUUAGAAGAUUCUUCUGAUGAAGUCAAGUUAAAUAGAUAUUAUUACAAACAUAUGGGAAUUGGGAUGGUUUUGGUUGUUAGUAAAGAACUAUUGGCAUUAACUAGAAAGGAGCUUGGGAUAUUACCGAAAGAUUCCAUUCAUUACUCUGCAACAAGAAAAGGUUUUAGAAACCAAAUAAAGAACUUAUGGUGGAAAAAAAGAAAAGAAGAUUCCACUGAGAAUCAAGGCUGUUAUUACAGAGAAAUAUGGUGCACAGGGAUGUAA